CUCUUGGAGCUUGACCCAUCUCAGUGGGGUUGGGAAGUUUGUAGAAUCCAGGGAGCAGGCUGCUGGGGUGGGGGGCAGGGUGGAGCCUCUACCCCGCCCCCUCCAGCCCCUGCAGGCCAUGGGGGACAUCCCUCAGAGGUCUCCUCUCUGACCACACAGUGUCUUCCAUGUCAAGUUCAACAUCACACCAUUCAACCCCGGUCACCGUUUCUGGAUACACAGAGGUAGACAACCCUAAGAGCGUGGACAUCAAGUAUAUGACAGAGGCUGUCUUCGUGGGAAAGUGACAGGGAAGGGAACACAGGGGCUCCAACCCUCUGGGACAGGGGUAUUUCUAAACAGGAAAAAAGGGACAGCUGUAGCAAAGGUGGCAAGAUACGUCAGCACUUCUUAACCUGAGAGAGGUGUGUAAAUGGCGCUCCUAUUUGCUGUGUACUUUUAGAGACCUAAAUUUCCUUUUUUGUAGAGAAAACCCAAACUACGCAAGAAGACAUGGAGGAAACAAACACAUAUUGGGAACACCUCCUGGGGAAGGCAGCUGCACCCAAGUCUCAGGCUCUGCUUUCAGGGGAACCCAGCCAAGACAACACAUCCAGGAGGCCAGGUCCUGGGGGAGACCCUCAGGAUGCUACUUCUCACAACAGCUCUGGAGAGGAAAGAACUGAUGGCCUGAAAGGUUCAAGUCCAAGUCAAGUCAAGUCCAUCUUCAGAUGGCCAAUAGCAGCAGGGUCACCAGGGAGCUCGCUGGAAAUGCAGACCCUUGGUGGGGUUGGGCCUAGCCCCCUCCAUUUUAACAAGCCCGCCAGGCAAGCUCCAAAUGCGCUCAGACCCUUGGGCACACAGAAGUGUGAGAAGCUUGGACCCGUGCAGCCGGGGAAGCCAGGAGCCAUGGCCCCAGUACGCUCUGCCUCGCCAACUCUGCCAGGGACCAAGCAGGUGGCUCCCACUUGUCAGAGGGGCCAGAAGCCUCCGGCAGGUGGUGAAGCAGCACGCUCCAUUUCUCCACGAGCUAGGGCCUGCAGAGGCUGGAAAGAAUGCAGGCUAGAUUCCUUGUGAGAGGACAGUGCUGCCUGCCUGAAGGCCACGGGCUGGGCUAGCCCUCCCAGCCCAGCUCCUUACCGAGCAGGGCGAACUUCCGAGAGAGAUCUUCUGGUUUACAAGUUCUGCCCUUGCCACCUGCUAGUACCCUGUGACCCUGGACAAACGGAUUUAACCUUUCUUGCCUCAGGUUCCUCCUCUGCAAACUAGGGGUGUGUUCACGGUACCCAUCCUGUGGGAUCGUUGUGCUUAAAAUAAUGAGGUUUUAGGACAGUAGUUGACACAGGGUGAGCACUUACAUAAACUAUCUGUUAAAUAAAUAGAAAUGAUUGGCAACUAUUCCCUCAUCAGAGGUUAUGAACUUUGCUGACUGCUUUUCCAGGAGGAGCAGUUGCCAUGGAGAUGGGGUGCGAAGGGGGCUCACCCAGGUGUUUGUCCGCUAUUGGUUUUCAGCCUCCCCCAUCACGCCAGGCGAAGAGGAUCCCUGAGGUGGUGUGAAUGGGAGAUGCCUUUGGUGGGAGUCUGCCCUGGGAACCUCUAAACUCACCCGAUCCCCAAACCAGGAGCUCUAAGUGGAGGCUCACUGUGAAGGUGGUUUUCCCACGGGAAACCCAGGCCAAUCUAGGAGCCCUCACA
Molecule: messenger RNA, 1674 nt
Organism: Mustela erminea (ermine)
Lineage: Eukaryota; Metazoa; Chordata; Mammalia; Carnivora; Mustelidae
Product: collagen alpha-1(I) chain-like
Exons: 4
Coding region: 493-1056 (187 amino acids)
Source: RefSeq, a predicted model, not a curated record